UUUGUAAUCCAUUAAUGCUGUCACUACCCCUGUUUUUAUAAUGGUUUACGCUAAUAGUAAGUUCUUGAUCGAUUUUAAUGAAAAUCUUAUUUUAAAAGUCCUCCAUCAAUUAAGAAAACAUUCCUUAUCAACGAACUCUUUGUCUUUAGUGAAAACAAAAUAAAAACAAUUGAGCGUGAUACAACGUUAUUACAAAUUACGCCUAAGGUUUCAAGAGAUUAAGAAGCCAAUUUAAGAAUAAAAUUCGCUAGUCUACUUGGAAGCUGGUACCGACAGGACAAAAAGACCGGGCAUACGACAUUGUGAAGUUUCCUGUACAAUGUUUAUAUAAAAGAAGAAAAAAAUUUUUAAAAGCAAUGAUUAGCAUGAAUCAUACAUGGAUUUUUGAUAUAUGAAAUGACCAUAAGAAGAAAAUUAUAUCAGAAUGUUAUCCAAAUAGCUCUUUAAAUAAACGUAAACAAAUUAUUCUGGAAAGAUGACAAAUAUUAUGAGAUAAUAAAAUAAUCAUGUUAACUAAUUUGUCAAAUAUUGAACUAAUCAGCAUGGAUGGUUUUGUAUCAAUAAAUUCUGAUCCAAUUGAUAAUUUAUAUAUUGCUUUGAUACAAUGCUUUGGAAUAAUAUUAUGUGGGUAUAUUGCGGGAAGAUUUAAUGUUAUUACAAAAUUAGAGGCAAAUGGUUUAAAUACCUUUGUUGGUACUUUUGCUCUACCAUCUCUGAUUUUUACAUCAUUGGCCAAGUUAGAUUUUACAUUGGUCAAUUGGAGAUUUUUACUUGCAAUAUUAGUUGCAAAAAGCUGUGUAUUUUUUACUGUACUCAUAAUAUCAUUAUUGAUUAAAAAACCAUCAAACUGCGGUCGUGCAGCCCUCUUUGCAAUAUUUACAACACAAAGCAAUGAUUUUGCCAUAGGUUACCCUAUGAUUGGUGCUAUUUAUCAAAAAACUCAUCCUGAAUAUGCUGCAUACUUGUAUCUCAUGGCCCCUAUAUCACUAGCUAUUUUAAAUCCCAUUGGUUUCAUAUUAUUAGAAAUUAGUAAACGCAGUUUAGAAGAAAAUAAACCUUGUUGGUCAAUGGUAUAUUCGGUUAUGAAGGGUGUUGCUUUAAAUCCAGUUUUAUUUAUGACAAUCCUAGGCAUCAUAGGAAAUUUAAUAUUUAGUCAUGUUAUACCAUCGUUUCUUGCUGCUAUUCUCGAAGUACUUGGUAAUGCUUUUUCUGCUAGUGCCUUAUUUCUCCUGGGUUUAAUGAUGGUAGGAAAAGUACAUAAAUUAAAAGGUACAGCUCUAGUUAUACCAGGUAUACUGAUAUCAGUAAAAUUGCUAGUACUUCCACUUGUUAUUCGAGAAUCAGUUAUUUUGUUAAAUGCUGGUGAUAAUAUUACUGAUACCAGAAAUUUAAGUACAUAUGGAUUUCUUUAUGGUACAAUUCCAACAGCACCAGCACUUUUCAUAUUUACAUUGCGCUACAAUGUAGAAAUUGAUUUAAUAGCCUCAGCUAUGGUUGCUUGUACAUUUUUAUCUGCUCCACUAAUGUUCAUAUCAGCAAAGUUAGUUAGUGCUGUUGAUGCUGGUGUAACACCAGCCAGUUACGCUCAUCAACUUAGAGUUUUCUCUUUUGAUAUAAGUACUGUAUCUAUGAUAGCUUGUAUAUGGCUGCUAAUUUGUUUUCUUGGAGUGAGUCACAAGUAUAAAAGUGUAACACACAGAUAUACUCUCUGCCUCAUAAUUGCUCAGUUAAUUACUGCAAUUGGUGUUAUAAUUUGGAGUAAACUUGAAGCAAAUGCUACUGGAUCUAUUUUAUGGUAUAUCCAAUUUAUUUUAAUUUCAUUGGGUGUAUAUGGAAGUAGAAUAUGGACAGUUGCAAUAGCAGUAACUCUCCUUUUCUUGAAUUCACAUUCAUUAUCAUUUGUCCAAAAUAUGCAAAAAUGGUUACUUCUUAGUGGUUGUGGAGUAACAGCUUUGAUUGUAUCUUUAAUGUGUAUUUGCAUAAUGCCAAAAGAACCAAUCGAAUUUGAAUUACAAAAUCCAAAUUUUCAACUUGGCAGGAGUCAAGCUGCUAUAUCUGUAGCUAUAUUGAUAUUUUGUUUCAUUGUAACAUUAGGUUGUUUAAUUCUACAACAAAGGUAUCAUUACAUAAGAAAUGAUUUAACCACAUAUAGUAGUACAAACAGUGAAGGAGAAAGAUCUAAUGUCAGUAAUGAUAACAAUGGAAGAAAUGUCAUUGAUGUAGAAGAUAUUAUAUCUCAUUCAGAAAGUACCCCAAUCAUUAAUUGUGAAUUCCAAAAUGUUUGUCCCAAUACAAUGUGUACGAUGGAUCGAAGCAAUACUUAUCCAUUUGAUUGUAAUCAAGAAGAAGAUAUAACUCCAAUAGAUUCAGAAGAUCCACAAAUAUUACGACAUUUGGUAUUCCUCAUCCUACUUUUAUGCUCUAUGUUCAUUGGUUUAUCAAUAUCUAUUAGUACAUUAAUUAUGGAUCAAAUGAUUGGUAUUUAUGCAGAAUUAGCAUUCUUAGAUAUUGCUUUAAAUUUUGGUCAAUCAUUAACAGCUUUUGCAAUAUUUGGACUUGAUCCUGGUGUCAGUAAAUUGAGUUCUUGGUUACAACAACUUCUUCACAAAUCGCACGAAAGAGAAUUACAAUUACCUGAAGAAGAUGCAUUGAGUCCAGAAAUAAAAGCUAUUCGUGAACAGUUUAAUCGGUGUCAUUUAGCUGAAUGUAGGGCACGGAUAGCAAUAUGUCGAAGAAGAUUAUUAAAAAUACAUAGAGGCGUUUUUACUGGUUCUGAUUUAGUAGAUUGGUUAUUGGAAGCUGGGUUAGCUCAAACGCGAGAAGAUGCUGUUCAUUACGGUCGGUGUCUCUUAGAAAGUAGGAUACUGCAGCAUAUUGAUGGCACACAUCAUUUUUAUGACAAAAAUUUGCUCUAUACAUUCAAUGCAUAAUGUGUUAAUACUGAUUAAUUUAGAAUAAUUUAGAAACUUUUAAAUUUCUAG
Vespula pensylvanica (western yellowjacket) is the source of this 2981-nucleotide messenger RNA. RefSeq names its product integral membrane protein GPR155 (gene anchor). The transcript has 13 exons. NCBI's taxonomy places the organism in Eukaryota, Metazoa, Arthropoda, Insecta, Hymenoptera, Vespidae. Gene Ontology annotation, biological process: intracellular signal transduction; transmembrane transport. Bases 507 to 2930 code for a protein of 807 amino acids. The record is from RefSeq and is a predicted model, not a curated record. Gene Ontology annotation, cellular component: membrane.